AUGGCCAGCACCGAGUUAUACCGGCUAACAGCUUCCCAAGCCGCCGCAGGCAUACGCUCCGGCUCAUUCACAGUCGAGCAAUAUGCACAGUCCCUGCUCUCGCGGAUCAAGGAGAGAGACGACACGGUGAAAGCAUGGGCAUACCUGCACCCAGAACAGGUCCUCGACCAAGCAAGACAGCUGGACCACAUCCCGCCCGAGAAGCGCGGCCCCCUGCACGGCGUGUCCGUCGCAGUCAAGGACGUCAUCUACACAAAGGACAUGCCGACGCAGCACAACUCCCCGAUCUACAAGGACAGCACCGCCGGCACGGCCACGACCGAGUUCGCCGCCACCACAGAGGGGCCCGCGACAUGCAACCCGCACGACACGGGACGCACGCCCGGCGGGUCGAGCUCCGGGUCCGGCGCCGCCGUGGCGGACUUCCAGGCCGCGGUGGCGCUGGGCACGCAGACUGGGGGGAGCACCAUCCGGCCGGGGUCGUUUAAUGGCGUGUAUGCGUUCAAGCCGACGUGGAACUCGAUCACGCGGGAGGGGCAGAAGGUGUUCUCGCUCAUACUUGACACUUUUGGGGUGUAUGCUCGCUCCGUGGAGGACUUGGAGUUGCUGGCCGAUGUGUUUGAACUGCGGGAUGACGUGCCACCGUUCCCAGAAUCGGGAGGGCAAUUUUCUGUCAAGGGGGCCAGGCUCGCGUUCAUAAAGACCGUGGUAUGGGACGCUCACGUGGAGCCGGGCACUAAAGCGGCGAUGGCCAAGGCCGUUCAACUCCUGAAGGACCAUGGCGCUGAGGUGGAUGAGAUCGAGUUUCCGGACGACUUGAAGGAGUUGCCCAAGUGGCACACGGUUGUUUUCAAGACUGAUGGUCGGACUGCUUUCCUUCCGGAUUACCUUGUGGCAAAGGACCAGCUCCACGAACAGCUGCAUGAGCAUGUCGAGAACAGACACACGCACGCCGAGCAGCUGGAAGCAUUCGACCGCAUAGCCGCCGCCAGGCCAAAAGCGGAUGCCCUGCUGUCCAAGUAUGACGCAGUCUUGGCUCCAUCUGUCCCUGGCGAAGCACCCGUGGGCCUUAAGAGCACCGGGUCCGCGAUCUUCCAGUUGAUUUGGACUGCCCUCCACGUUCCAAUCAUCAACCUCCCUGGAUUCCAAGGAGAAAACGGUUUACCCGUCGGAAUCUCGCUUGUGGCACCAAGAUACCACGACCGGAAGCUGCUGGCAGCCAGCAGAUCGAUCGGGAAGAUCUUCGAGGAAGAAGGUGGCUGGAAGUCGGGACUGUAG
Molecule: messenger RNA, 1278 nt
Organism: Diaporthe citri
Lineage: Eukaryota; Fungi; Ascomycota; Sordariomycetes; Diaporthales; Diaporthaceae
Exons: 3
Coding region: 1-1278 (425 amino acids)
Molecular function (GO): catalytic activity
Source: RefSeq, a predicted model, not a curated record